Molecule: messenger RNA, 1170 nt
Organism: Zingiber officinale
Lineage: Eukaryota; Viridiplantae; Streptophyta; Magnoliopsida; Zingiberales; Zingiberaceae
Product: protein STRICTOSIDINE SYNTHASE-LIKE 10-like
Exons: 3
Coding region: 9-1058 (349 amino acids)
Biological process (GO): biosynthetic process
Molecular function (GO): strictosidine synthase activity
Source: RefSeq, a predicted model, not a curated record
ACUCCGCCAUGGACGAUGCUUCAAUAACUCUACCAAUCUUCUCCUCCGUCAUUCUUCUCCUCUUCUACCUCCCAUCGUCUUCGUCUUCCUCUUCCUCUUCCUAUCCCUACGAAGUGAAAUGCAUGCUCCAGAUCGAGCGGCUCGAACUCACCGCCACCGUCGGCCCUGAGAGCCUCAUCUUCGACCACCUCGGCCGAGGACCCUACACCGGCGUCUCCGACGGACGCAUCCUCCUCUGGCAUGGCCAUUCACAGGGCUGGUCCACCUUCGCCGUCAAUUCCGCAAACAAGAACAGAGCAUGCUAUGGCGGCGGAGUGGUGGAGGAGAGUGAGUGCGGUCGGCCGCUGGGACUGCAGUUCCACUGGGCGACGGGGGUUUUGUACGUGGCGGACGCCUACUUGGGGCUGCUGGCGGUGGGGGCGGAGGGAGGGGUGGCGAGGAGGAUCGCCGACGGCGCCGACGGCGUACCGUUCAACUUCACUAAUGGAGUGGACGUGGAUCAGAGCACCGGGGAGGUGUACUUCACCGACAGUAGCACGCAGUACCAGAGGCCGGACUAUUUAUUAUGUGUGCUUACAGGAGAUUCAACGGGAAGACUGUUGAAAUAUGAUCCAAUAAGGAAGAAUGUUGUAGUGCUGAAAGACUCUCUUCCCUUUCCCAACGGAGUCGCCUUGAGCGAUGAUAACACUUUCCUUGUAUAUGCUGAGACCGGUUCUUGCCGGAUCAUCAAGUACUGGCUUCGCGGCCCCAUGGCUGGUGCCACCACUGUGUUCGCAGACCUCCCAGGUUACCCGGACAAUAUUCGAAGAAAUUCAAGAGGAGAAUUCUGGGUGGCCAUAAAUCGUGAAAAGAUAGACUUAAACCAUCAAGUGUACUUCAAGACUACAACACAGGCGGUAAAGCAAAUUAUGGCAAUAAAAUUGAGUAGAGAAGGAAAGCUACUGGAGGUAUUAUUGAAUGAAGAUGAUACGUUUGUAGCGAGCGAAGCGAAUGAACACAACGGCACAAUAUGGAUUGGUUCAGUGGAGAACCCUUAUGUCCAAGUGUAUAAGUUCUAGCUAGUGAUUUGUGCUUCUUUUUUUUUAAUCUUCCACUAGUUGACUCUUCAAGUGGUGUAAAAUACAAUAUAAGUUAAAGUAAUAUUAUUUGACUGUUUGUAUGUUUUGUUGA